AUGAGUGAUAGUGGAUAUACUUUAAUUUACGAGCCCAACACGGCCAAUAAAAUAUCAACAAAUGAAUACAAGAACUUAUUAGAAAAGGGAAAAGAUGAAGUAAAAGUAGAUACAAUGAAAAAAAUUCUUAUAACAAUAUUAAAUAGAGAUCCAUUACCUGAUUUAUUAAUGCAUAUCAUUAGAUUUGUAAUGCCAUCAAAAAAUAAAGAAUUAAAAAAAUUAUUAUAUCAUUAUUGGGAAGUUUGUCCAAAAUUAGAUGAAAAUGGUAAAAUGAGACAUGAAAUGAUUUUAGUUUGUAAUGCUAUUCAAAGAGAUUUACAACAUCCAAAUGAAUACAUUAGAGGUAAUACUUUAAGAUAUUUGAAUAAAUUAAAAGAACCUGAAUUAUUAGAAACUUUAGUUCCAAAUGUUCGUCAAUGUCUUGAACAUAGACAUGCUUAUGUUCGUAAAAAUGCAGUUUUUGCAUUAUGGUCCAUAUAUAAAGUAAGUGAUCAUUUAUGUCCUGAUGCUGAUGAAUUAAUUUAUAGAUUCUUAUAUGAUGAAAAUGAUUCAGUUUGUAAAAGAAAUGCAUUUGUUUGUUUAGGAGAUUUAAAUAGAAAUGCUGCUUUACAAUAUAUUCAAGAUAAUAUAAGUGUUAUUGAUACUUUGGAUCCUUUGUUGCAAUUAGCAUUUAUUGAAUUUAUCAAAAAGGAUUCAAUACAAAAUCCAAAUUUAAAACAACAAUAUACUCAAUUAAUUACAGAAAUUGUUGAAAGUUCAUCAAAUGUUGUAAUGUAUGAAGCUGCUAAUACAUUAUCGGUUUUAACUUCAAAUUCAUCAUCCAUUUUGUUGGCUGGUAAUAAAUUUGUUGAAUUAGCAACAAAAGAAUCUGAUAAUAAUGUUAAAAUUAUAACUUUAGAAAGAAUAAAUCAAUUAAAUAAACAACAUCCUGGAGUAUUACAAGAUUUAUCUUUAGAAAUAUUAAGAGUCUUAUCAUCACAAGAUUUAGAUGUUCGAAAAAAAGCAUUAGAUGUUACUUUAGAAUUUAUUACAUCUAGAAAUGUUGAAGAUGUAGUCAAAUUAUUGAAAAAAGAAUUACAAGCCACAAGUUUAUCAAAUGAUGAUAAAAAUGCAGAAUAUAGACAAAUAUUAAUUAAUGCUAUACACAUAUUAGCAAUUAGAUUUGUUGAAGUUGCAGCAAAUGUUAUUGAUCUUUUAUUAGAUUCAAUAGCUGAUUUAAAUUCAACAGCUGCAUAUGAAGUUAUUACAUUUGUAAAAGAAGUUGUUGAAAAAUUCCCACAUUUAAGAGAAUCCAUUAUAAGGAGAUUAAUUUUAGCAUUACCAAAUGUUAAAAGUGGUAAAGUAUUUAGAGGUGCAUUAUGGGUUAUUGGAGAAUAUGCAAUAGAUGAACAAUUAAUUCAAGAUGCAUGGAAAUAUAUAAGAUCAAGUAUUGGAGAAGUUCCAAUUGUAACAAGUGAAUUAAAAUCAAAAGAUCCAAAACAUGAAACUCACGAAGAUGGAGAAUCAGUACAUAAAAGAAAAGGUCCAACUGUUUUACCUGAUGGUACUUAUGCUACAGAAACUGCAUUAACUGCAGAAGUAAGUAACGGUUUUGAUGAUGAUAGUAAAACUCCAAUAAGAAAACAAUUAUUAGCUGGUGAUUUUUAUCUUGGUGCUGUUUUGUCAAGUACAUUAGUUAAAUUAAUUUUAAGAUUACAAAAAUUAAAAACUCAAUCAAAAAUAUUAAAUGCAUUAAAAGCAGAAGCACUUUUAAUAAUGGUAUCAAUAAUAAGGUUGGGCGAAAGUUCAUUAGUCACCAAAAAAAUAGAUGAAGAUUCAGCAGAUAGAAUUUUCUCAUACAUUAAGAUAUUAAAUGAUGAAGAAGAUGUUGAAGAUAUCACCACCACAUUCCUAGAUGAUACAAAAGAUGCUUUCAAAGCACAAAUUACAGAUGCUGAAGAGAAAAAAGCUGAAGCAGAAGCAAAAGAUUUACAUGCUAAUGCAGAACAAAUUGAUGAUUCUAUAUUAUUUAGACAACUCGACAAAGAUAAUAAAUCAAGUAACAAAAAUGUGGAUGAUAUAGUCACUGCAUCAGGUAGUGACCUUAAAAAGGAAAAUCUAUCAUCAAGAUUAAAUAAAAUAUUACAAUUAACUGGAUUUUCAGAUCCAAUAUAUGCAGAAGCAUUUGUUAAAGUACAUCAAUAUGAUGUUGUAUUAGAUGUAUUAUUAGUUAAUCAAACAACAACUACAUUACGUAAUUUAUCAGUUGAAUUUGCCACAUUGGGAGAUUUAAAAGUUGUUGAUAAACCAACAACUGCAAACAUUGGACCACAUGGUUUUUAUAAGAUUCAAACUACUAUAAAAGUUACAUCUGCAGAUACUGGAGUUAUAUUUGGAAAUAUAGUUUAUGAUGGACAACAUUCAGAUGAAUCAACAAUUGUGAUAUUAAAUGAUGUUCAUGUAGAUAUAAUGGAUUAUAUUAAACCAGCAACAUGUUCAGAAUCACAAUUUAGAAAAAUGUGGAAUGAAUUUGAAUGGGAAAAUAAAAUUACAAUAAAAUCACCAAUAACUUCCCUUAAAACAUAUUUAGAUGAAUUAAUGAAUGGUACAAACAUGAAAUGUUUAACUCCAGGUGCAAUAGUUGGAGAAGAAUGUCAAUUUUUAUCUGCUAAUUUAUAUUCAAGAUCAACUUUUGGUGAAGAUGCAUUAGCUAAUUUAUGUAUUGAAAAACAAUCUGAUGGUGGACCUAUAAUUGGUCAUGUUAGAAUUAGAUCAAAGGGACAAGGAUUAGCUUUAAGUUUAGGGGAUAGAGUUGCUUCUAUAUCUAGAAAAGGUAAAAAUGUAGCUUUAGCUCGUGUAUAG
This is a messenger RNA of Lodderomyces jiufengensis, 2841 nucleotides long. RefSeq names its product coatomer subunit beta (gene SEC26). Gene Ontology annotation, molecular function: structural molecule activity. Gene Ontology annotation, biological process: intracellular protein transport; endoplasmic reticulum to Golgi vesicle-mediated transport; intra-Golgi vesicle-mediated transport. The record is from RefSeq and is a predicted model, not a curated record. The coding region runs from base 1 to 2841 and encodes 946 amino acids. The transcript has a single exon. Gene Ontology annotation, cellular component: COPI vesicle coat; cytoplasm. Lineage: Eukaryota; Fungi; Ascomycota; Pichiomycetes; Serinales; Debaryomycetaceae.